Megalops cyprinoides (Indo-Pacific tarpon) is the source of this 5740-nucleotide messenger RNA. Its product is annotated as seizure protein 6 homolog. Lineage: Eukaryota; Metazoa; Chordata; Actinopteri; Elopiformes; Megalopidae. The transcript is spliced from 18 exons. The coding region runs from base 313 to 3564 and encodes 1083 amino acids. Gene Ontology annotation, cellular component: neuronal cell body; endoplasmic reticulum; dendritic spine. The record is from RefSeq and is a predicted model, not a curated record. Gene Ontology annotation, biological process: regulation of dendrite development; synapse maturation.
AGCUGUCCGCGGUGCUGAAACGGCAGCGGCGUGCUGUCUUGAAGGCGCUGACAGCACUCGGGGCGAGCAAUCCGCUUACUGAGCAUCGAAAUUAAACAUUCUCUGCCUUUCAGGCAAUUCCGAUUACAAAUCUACUCACUGCUCGACUCCCAAAACAAGAAGACCCACCGUGCAGCGUGGGAUAUUUUUCGGAGGUAUCGGGGAGAGGGUGUCAGGCUCGAAUCAUUUGAUUCUUUCUCGUUCUUUUUGUCUGGAAAGUGUUUAAUACAGGCACGUAUUAUUUUGUAAACGGAGGAAUCCACUUCAGUAAACAUGUGCACGAGAAGAGACUACCGAUUGAACGUGUUCCUUAUGGUGUUGACGCUUUGCGCGUCAGUGAUGCAGAUACGUGGGCAAGGUCCUCCACUGGAGAAGAAGAACGCGGUCAGCCAGAAAGGGGUAGCCAUGGAGUCGGAGGGGGGACACAGGACCUACGUGACUACCAUUGACCCACAAAGGGAAAGUGAAGUCCACGUGGUCACCACCGCCUCUCCACCGGACCUCCCCCACCACCGGCCCCUGUUUAAGGGCUUUCUUCUCCACGAGGCCCUGCUCACAAAGGACUUCCGGGGGCAGCAGCACUUCUUCACAGAGGAUGGGGUGGCGGAGGGCCACCCCACGCCUGCCCCCAGCUCUCACCUGGCCGGCGAUACCUACACCCAGGUGGUGCCGCACGAGGAUGCGCCUGCCUUCUCUGAUGUCGUCGCUACCACCGCCACCGUGGCCGCCACCUUGCCCAUGACGACCGUAGCCACCAUCACCACAGCGCUUCCCAUUUCUGUGGCAGCUAAGGACGGCGGGAGGGCCCCAGCAGUGGAGAAGGCCGCGGCGACCACAGGCUCCUUGACGACCCCUGUCGCACACGCCUCCGAGCCCCCGUUCCGCAGGGAUGAUCCCGCCCUCGCCACACCUAUGGUGGAGGGGCCCCCUCUUCCGGACACAGUCACCGUGGCGACCAGCCUCGCACCUCCUGCCCUGACUACUGCGGGAGGAAAGGGCGAGGCAGACACGCGAGGGCCCACUGUGGAGCACGACACAGGCCCCUCCGGUGAGGCCGCCGCCACCACAUCCUCAUCCUCGGGGGAUGUAGAUGAUGAAACCAUGACGACCACAAUCAUCACUACAACCAUCAUCACCACCAUGCAGACCCCAGUUGAGUGCAACGUGAAUUUCACCAACCCGGAGGGGUACAUCGACACGGCACACCUGUCCAGCGCCUGGCUGGACUCCACCGUGGACUGCACCUUCACCGUGACUGUCUACUUGGGCUACGGCGUGGAGGUUCAGGUGCUGAACGUGAGCCUGUCCGAGGGGGAGACAGUGACCCUGGAGGACCUGGGGGGCCAGGAGCACUCUGUCCUGGCCAACGAGUCCAUCCUGAUGAAGGGGCUGGUGGUGCGAAGCUCGAGCAACCAGAUCACCAUCCGCUUCCAGAGCGAGGUGCCACAGCCCGGCUCCUUCCUGCUGCGCUACCAAGCCUUUGUGCUGAGCUGCCCGUUCCCUCAGCGGCCGGCCUAUGGGGAUGUGUCCGUCACCAGCCUCCACGCGAACGGAGAGGCCUACUUCUACUGCUUCACCGGGUACCAGCUGCUGGGACCCUCCACCCUCACCUGCCGCAACGCCACCACGCCCUACUGGAGUGGCAGGGAGCCCCAGUGCUUAGCCGCCUGCGGUGGAAUGGUCAAGAAUGCCACGCUGGGGCGCAUUGUCUCCCCCGGUUUCCCUGGCAACUACAGCAACAACCUGACCUGCCACUGGGUGCUGGAGGCUCCUGAAGGGCAGCGGCUUCACAUCCACUUCGAGAAGGUGGCCCUGGCUGAGGACGAUGACAGGCUGCUCAUUAAGGAUGGGAACAACAUCGACUCCCCGGCCGUGUACGACUCCUACGAGGUGGAGUACCUGCCCAACGAGGGCAUCGUUAGCACGUCCCGGCACCUCUUCGUCGAGUUCACCACAGACGGCUCCGGCACCUCCACCGGCGCUGCCAUCAGAUACGAAGCAUUCGCGCGGGGGAACUGCUACGAGCCGUUCGUGAAGUACGGCAAUUUCACCAGCAGCGACUCCACGUACUCGGUGGGCACGGUGGUGGAGUUCACCUGCGACCCCGGCUACACCCUGGAGCAGGGCUCCGUCAUCAUCGAGUGCAUGGACCCGGAAAACCCGCAGUGGAACGAGACCGAGCCCGCCUGCAGAGCUGUCUGCAGCGGAGAGAUCACAGAUUCAGCCGGGGUGGUUCUGUCCCCCAACUGGCCGGAGGCCUAUGACAAAGGCCAGGACUGCAUCUGGGGCAUCCACGUAGAGGAGGACAAGAGAAUCAUGCUGGAUAUCCAAGUCCUGCAUGUGGGGAAGAACGACAUGCUGACCUUCUACGAUGGCGACGACCUGACAGCUAACAUCCUGGGCCAGUACAGCGGCUCGCACCCACGCUUCAAGCUCUACACCUCCAUGGCCGACGUCACCGUCCAGUUCCAGACCGACCCAGCCACCAACAUCUUCGGCUACAACAAUGGCUUCGUCGUGCACUUUUUCGAGGUUCCUCGCAACGACACCUGCCCCGAGCUCCCGGAGAUCACCAACGGCUGGAAGAGCACCUCGCACCCAGAGCUCAUCCACGGGACAGUGGUGACCUACCAGUGCUACCCGGGGUUCCAGGUGGCGGGCACCGAGACCCUCAUGUGCCAGUGGGACUUGACGUGGAGUGGGGACGUGCCCAGCUGUGAGAGAGUGACAUCAUGCUCGGAUCCCGGGAACGUGGAUCACAGCCGCAGGGUGACGCAGGGAUCCCGCUUCGCCGUGGGCUCCACAGUGCAGUACAUCUGCAACAAGGGCUACGCGCUGUCCGGGAGCGGUCUGCUCACCUGCCACAGCCGCGACUCGGCCAGCCCCAAGUGGAGCGACAGGCUGCCCAAGUGUGUCCCGGAGACGUACGAGCCCUGCAGGAACCCCGGAGCCCCCUCCUCCAGCAUCCAGAGCACCGAGAAGCGCUUCUACCAGGCGGGGGAGACGCUGACCUUCUCCUGCAUGAGCGGCUAUGAGCUGCAGGGGCAGCCCAGUAUCCGCUGUAUCCCUGGACACCCCUCGCAGUGGAGCGGCCCGCCCCCUGCCUGCAGAGCAUCCUCUUUGGACUACUUAAAUGAGCGCAGACUGGAUGUUGCCAGUUCAGACCUCAGCAUGGAGGGGACAAACAUCGCGAUUGCUGUCUUGAUCCCUGCUGCCGUCGUCAUGGUACUCAUCGUCGGGAUUUACCUGUACUUCUCCAAAGUCCAGGGGAAGUCCCUCCGUCUCCCCAUGUCCACAUCCCCCCCGUAUGACCACAUGACGGUGGAGUCCGCAUUCGACAAUCCCAUCUACGAGACCGGAGACGCCAUGGUGACCGGGGCCCUCUCUCCCCCCCCCUCCCACCACGCUCCCAUCAGCCCCGGCUCGCGUUCUCUGAUUACUAAUGACUGUGUCUGUCUGUCCCCCCUGCGGCUGCGCCCCCCGAAGAACAACGAGGAGACAAGAGAAUAUGAGGUUUCCAUUUAGAGACAUUUCAGAAUGGGGGACUCUGAGCCUCUCUUUUGCCUUGUGGGAAUUUCUCUGCACCUUUCAUCUCUUCUGUGACCCCCUUGAGUCUUCUUCUCUCCCUCCAUCCUCCUCCUCCUCUUCUGGCUGCUAUAAGUAUCCCCCCCUUCAGAGGACAUCUGCCAGCACUGCAGAGUGUGGACACCAUGUUGUUAUUUUUGUAGAGCUUCAGUAGUGAUGGCUUAGCUACAAUCUUUGUACACUUUCAGUCCUGUGAUAGAAUACAGCAGUUACAAGUAACAUCAUUAAGGGAACAAAAAACAGGGGUUCUAUUUAUUGUAUUACUUUGUAAAUGUUAUUGUUUGUAAAUGCGACAGGACGAUUCAUGAACUGGCCAAUGCCUCGACAGAACACAAAUCAAUUGCAAUUGGCCCUAACUUGCCAACAUAAAACAUCUUUAAAUUUGUUACAACACCUUAAGAAUUCUAUGGUGGCUCAAGAGGGACAGCUUGAUUAUUAGUUACUAUUAUGAUUCCUCCCACUUUUCACUGGCACCAUGGGGUAUCUGCGUGGAGUCAAUCUGGACACGCUGUAAAUAGGUCAUCAAAGGUUUGUGCAUGGCCACAAAAAGGGUACGACAAAAACUACAUCAGGCUUCCUUUCUUCUCUCACACUCAACCAGGACUUUUUUUACAAUAAUAAUUCUUUCCCUGAUACAUUGCCUUGUAUUGUUGGUGAUCCAACAUAGAGCAAUUUGGGAUGAAAAACAUACAUUAGAGAUACUGAGAUAAUGAUCUGUGAUUAAAAAAUGAUGUCUUAUCUUCUGUAAUCUGUUGCAUUUUCAAGCCCUGUUCUGUACUAGCCCGCUCCACAUAACCAUUGGCAAUGCAAUAUUAAACAAACAAUUAUAUUUCAUUUGUUUACAUUGUAGCCUUGGUAUACUCAUUGUGGGGUUUUACUGGGUUCAACCUUUUUGAGCCCUUGAAGUAGAAAUUCUGGGGCCACUUAACAGUGAAGAUUUGCAAUGAACACUGAAGGAAACACAGGACUCCAAGUUCCAUAUUAAUCUCAGAGAGCUUUAAAACCAGAUUUAUCCGAAUAAUACUUUAUAAAAUUGAGAGUAAAAAGAAAGAAUGCAGCUUCUAUUUCUAGUCAAUUUCUCGGGUGUUGAAUAAGACUCAAAACCAAAGUGGCAAAAUUGUCAAGGUCUGAAGUGGCUGAAUGCUGUGAUCUCCCCUUCAGUGAUCAAUUGCUUUUAUUCAGCCAGUAAAAUUUCAACCCUGAAGGUGGUACAGUUCAUAAGAAUGGUUCUCAAAUGUUCAUAGUGUAGGCCCCUCUGCUAUGAUGCCCAGUCUUUCUGAAAAUCCCUGGCUAGAUGAAGCAACUUACAAUGCACACAACAGUGACACAACAUCAACGGAACAGGGUCAUUAAAUUACAUAAUAAAUUGAUGAGGUUUCUUGUUUUUCUUUGACAGAAAAGUAGUACUAACAUAGUACUAAAACAAUACUAAAAUUCUACAGGAAUAAUUAAAUGUUGUUAAAUUGUGAUAAUUGCUGUACUUGUGUGGUAAUUAGACCAUGUGUGCAGGCAAAGAGGAGUAUCCAACAGAAACAGGUAAACAGCAAUUGAAAUUACUAAGACAGCUUGCUUUCUACAGUCAAUUUGCCCAUGACAGUAAAGUGAGCAUGUUCAUCGAGAACCCUUGUGCUACUUUAAGGUCCCACAGGGGUCCCUAGUCUAACACUUGAAAACCCAUGGCCAACAAGCAAUACUCAAGAUGUACAGUCCUACACAUUUAUUGCAUAUACACAUGUAUCGGUUAACAUUUGAUACAGUCCAUAUUACAAUAUAGUCACUGCAAAGCAGCAAAAUAUUAGAUGUGUUUAUUUUCAAAGUGUGAUGUACGUCUGUCCAUGCUUGCAAGUUGUUAUCCUAAUUGUAUCAUCAUGUACAGGCAAGGAAAUUGAUAAACCUUGUGUGUCACAAUACUGAUGAACUGCAAUUGUACAUUCAGAAUAACUACAGAUGUAAAGUGGGUAUAUAUUUUAUUAUUCAAGUACUCCUUCUGCAGAUGUCAGAAAAGCUGCAGAAUAGAUUUCAAAAGGUACUGUAAGAUAUUUUCUAAAAUUAAUACCAACCAGGAGUAAUUCUGAAAAUAAAAAAGAACUUAUCCGAGAACUUUGGUUGUUGUUUU